Contarinia nasturtii (swede midge) is the source of this 876-nucleotide messenger RNA. RefSeq names its product mantle protein-like. NCBI's taxonomy places the organism in Eukaryota, Metazoa, Arthropoda, Insecta, Diptera, Cecidomyiidae. Bases 109 to 792 code for a protein of 227 amino acids. The record is from RefSeq and is a predicted model, not a curated record. The transcript has 7 exons.
AGUGGGGUGCGCUUUGAUUUUGAUAUAAAAGCGCUUGACAAUCGAUUCAAAGAUCAAACCGAAUUUCUUCUUUCAAGAAAUAACAGUUGAAACAAACAUUUGGAUAAAAUGAAGUUCUUGAUCUGCGCAUUCGCCUUGGUGGCAGUCGCCAUGGCCCAAGAAGGUUACAACUAUGAAAAGCCAAAACAACAAUUAUGUGAACCACAAAUUGUUCAAGUGCCAGUAGAGAAAAUCGUAAACAAAGUUGUUUACAAGGAUCGCCAAGUGCCAGUGCCUAUGCCAGUUGAAAAAGUCGUAGAAAAGGUGAUUCAACGCCCGGUCGAAAAAAUCGUUUACCAAGACCGUCAAGUGCCAGUCCCAACUCCAGUUGAAAAGAUCGUUGAAAAGAUCGUCUACGAAGAUCGUCAAGUGCCAGUCCCAACCCCAGUUGAAAGAGUCCGUACCGUCGAGAAAGUUGUGCCAGUACCAACCCCAGUCGAAAAAAUUGUUACAGUCCAAAAACCAGUGGAAAAGAUCGUCGAGAAAGUUGUAUACAAAGAUCGCCAAGUGCCAGUUCCUAUGCCAGUUGAAAAAAUCGUAGAAAAGGUUAUUCAACGACCAGUAGAAAAAAUCGUUUACAAGGAUCGUCAAGUGCCAGUCCCAACUCCAGUUGAAAAGAUCGUAGAAAAGGUCGUUCAAAAACCAGUCGAGAAAGUUAGAUACGUAGAUCGUCCAGUAGAAAAGAUCGUACAAGUACCAGUCCACGUUCCUUAUUGCGAGGAAUUCAAAUCACACGAAAUCAGCGGAUACUAAGCAAUUUCAUUUUGUUCUUUUGUAAAUAUGAUGUUUUGUUUGAAAUAAAAGAAAAACACAUGCGAUAAUUAAAACCGAAACAAA